Molecule: messenger RNA, 1791 nt
Organism: Gregarina niphandrodes
Lineage: Eukaryota; Apicomplexa; Conoidasida; Eugregarinorida; Gregarinidae
Product: CocE/NonD family hydrolase
Exons: 1
Coding region: 1-1791 (596 amino acids)
Molecular function (GO): dipeptidyl-peptidase activity
Source: RefSeq, a predicted model, not a curated record
AUGGAGGAGGUGAAGAGGCAGCAAGUGUUUGAGCCGGUUUACCAUUACGUUGAUGACGGUAGGGAGCAUGGACUAUUGAGUAGGUUCGAGCCUGGAGUCCGGGUGCUAGAAGCCGGUUACCAGGUGGCAUCCAUGUUCAAGCCGUUGCCUAUGCCCAUUGUCUUUGAGAAGGAUGCGGCGGUCCGGAUGCGGGAUGGCGUGACGAUCUACGUUGACGUAUUUCGUCCGACGGGGCAGGAGAAGGUGCCAGUGAUAGUUGCCUGGAGCCCCUACGGCAAAAGCGGCGGCACGGCCCCCAGGACAGUGAAGCUCUUCAAUGUGUUGGGCAUGGAUAACAGCAUGCUUUCGGGUUUGGCCAAGUUUGAAGGACCUGAUCCCGCGUAUUGGUGCUCCCAGGGGUAUGCUGUCUGCAACCCGGAUGCACGGGGUGUCGCCCACUCGGAAGGAAACAUACACAUGAUUGGAACGCAGGAGGGGCGUGACGGGUAUGACUUAAUUGAAUGGCUCGCUACGCAAGACUGGUGCAAUGGCAGGGUGGCACUGAGUGGUACAUCCUACCUUGCGUUCUCGCAGUGGUUCAUUGCUGCUGAGCAGCCCCCGCAUCUCGCAGCGAUCAAUCCCAACGAGGGGUUAUCUGACGCGUACCGCGACCUCUGUAUGCGAGGGGGAAUGCCUGACCUAGCCUUCACCAAACGCCUGCAGAUCAAUCACGUUAAUGCGAAUGCUAGCGCACUGCGUGAAGAUGUGUACGAAGAAGCUCUAAGAAAUCCGCUGGCCAACAAUUCUGUGUGGGCGGACAAGAUUCCGAAGUUUGACAGGAUAAUUGUGCCGGCGUAUGUUGUUGCCAGCUAUUCCAAUACUCUACAUACUCAGGGCACCUUCCGAGCGUGGAGAAGAAUGGCAUCGGAAGCGAAGUGGCUUCGGAUCCACAACUCACAGGAGUGGCCGGACUACUACGAUGCCCACAGUACCGAAGACCGGCUCCUUUUCUUCAACUAUUACUUGAAGGGCGACAAAAACGGGUGGGCUAAAACCCCCCAGGUCCGCUAUGCAGUCCUAGAUCUGGAGGGCAACGAUCGCCUGGAGCAACCAGCCGAGAGUUUCCCUCCGGGUGACAUCACCGACGUAAAAUACUACCUGGAUGGCAUGAGACGCACUCUGUCACCACAAGCCCCAGAACAGGAGCUGAAGGCGACGUACUGCACUGAGACCGGUCUCGACUUAUCGGAUCCCAAUAGCAGCGACCCGGGAAAAGUGUCAUUCAUUGUUCGGUUCGAGAAGGAAACUGUGGUAGUAGGUUACCCCAAGGUGCAUCUCUGGGUGGAGGCUGAAGGAGCAGACGACAUGGAUUUGUUUGUUCUAGUUCAAAAGCUGGACUGCCGAGGCAACCAUCUUGCACAAUUCCUUGUGCCCAAUCAAGGCGCAAUUAUGGGAGACCUUACUGAACACGGCGCCUCCGUUUUGAGAUACAAGGGCUCCAAUGGCCGUUUGAGGGUCUCUGCUCGCCAUCUUGACAAACAACUUUCCACCGACACCGUUCCAGCACACACGUUCGAUCGUGUCGAAAAGUUGAAGAAGGGCGAAAUUGUAGAAGUCGAAAUCGAUAUGUUGCCGAUUGGAAUGGUGUUCUACCCUGGGGAGCAGCUGCGUCUGGUGGUCAGCGGCAAGAAUGACCUGGGUGCCAUCAUGCCAGGUAAUCCCGCGUUCGCUCCCGAGAACAAAGGCAGACAUGUUAUUCACACCGGCGGAUCACGUGCUUCGUACAUUCAACUUCCUGUCAAAGGGGGGUAG